Messenger RNA from Nerophis lumbriciformis (worm pipefish), 1484 nucleotides. The record is from RefSeq and is a predicted model, not a curated record. NCBI's taxonomy places the organism in Eukaryota, Metazoa, Chordata, Actinopteri, Syngnathiformes, Syngnathidae.
CUCACCGCUAGACAUGUAGAAAACAUGGCGGACUAGUCCUGUGGUAGAAGUGGAUGCCGCUUUGGUGGGUUGAGCUGCUGGCUGUUGGAACACGGCAGGAAGACGGCGGGCACACGCCGGUGCUUGGCCGGGUCCCGGUGCGCGAACAGGGGGAUUCAUUUACCCGUAGCGGGCCUUCCUUUGGAGGGGUUUUGUCCUCGCUGAGCCUCGGGAACAGGUCGGACAUGAACGGGGAAGUCGUAUGCAGCACCAACCUCCUCACCAUUCCAAGCUGCACCGUGUCGACACCCGCGGUUCACCAUGGCAACACCGUCACCGCCGUGCCGGAGGAGGGGGAAUGUUCUCCGCCGCGCUGCCGGAGGAACGACAUCCAGAGGCAGGAUGACGGCUGGAGAGAAAAUGGCUUGGACUCCGAGGUAGAGGGCCGGUGCUCCCCCUGCUGGCCAGAUGGAUGUACUUCCCCUCUGCAGCGCCACUCUGCUAUGACAAGCCGCCUCCGCUGCCCGCGCCAAGCCAGGGGAGUCCCUGACAGACUUCUCAAAGCCAAGAAGGCCGCGCCUAAAACCGUCGGAGGGAAAAACUGCCGGAACCAAAAAAUUACAGACUUCUUUCCAAAAAGACGGAGCAAACGGCAAAGUAAAACGGAACUGAAGCUUGAACAGAAGCAGCUAAUAGAUCACCUCAUCACCAGCGGAAUAGAGGAAGGAAUGCAGAUGCAGUACAUGGAGGAAAAGGGCAGAGCCGUUUUCGCCGCACGCCGCUUCCGUAAAGGCGAGUACGUGGUGGAGUACCAUGGCGACCUCCUGGAGAUGACGGACGCCAAAAAGCGUGAGGCGGAAUACGCCCAGAACCCAGAAACUGGCUGUUACAUGUACUACUUCCAGCACCUCUGCAUCACCUACUGCGUGGACGCCACCAAAGAGACGGGGCGUCUGGGCCGGCUGAUCAACCACAGCAAGAAAGGGAACUGCCAGACCAAGGUGCACGACAUCCAGGGCGUGCCGCACCUCAUCCUGGUGGCGUCGCGGGACAUCGAGGAUGGCGAGGAGCUGCUGUACGACUACGGCGACCGCAGCAAGGCGUCCAUCGCCGCACACCCGUGGCUCAAACACUGACUCCAGCGGCGCACGGCGGGAGAAAACGCAAGUAACGCCUUUCACGCAGAGCCUUCACACACACCACUCGUCACAGAGCUUGGGGUGCAUGGGGAACUUUGGCCAUCUUUAAGUGACAUGGCGGCUGUAGGAAACCUUUUUUUUCUUUUUCUACCACGCAGACUCACUUUUAUACUUUUUUUUUUAAAGAUCACACUCAGCACUUUUCAAACCUUUUGAAGCAAUUCCAAUCACGCAAAGUUCAUAAUCCACCGCUCCCAUCUCAUACUGGAGGAACACUACUGCGCUUUGUUGGCAACAAAAGUAGUAUUUUAUUUCUAUGUUACAUUUAAUAACCAGCAAUUAUUAGUUUCGCUUUUUUAUACGGUU